CCGUCUCGCCCCUCCAGCCAGGCCUCCCCUUGCUCUUCUGGGCUGUUCUGGAGACAGCACUAGAGGGAAAAAAAAGCAGAAGCCGGGCUCACAGGAUGGAGGGGGCCAGGGGAGAGGGAAGGCAAAGCCGUCAGAGCAGUGAAAAUGGGGAAAAGCCGCUUCUCUCUUUUUCUCUAAGGAAGCGGCCUCUUCUGGUGACUGACCACACGCCCACCCCAAGUACCAUGGAGUCUUUCAGCUCGAAGAGUCUGGCUCUACAAGCGGAGAAGAAGCUAUUGAGUAAGAUGGCUGGACGGUCAGUGGCUCAUCUCUUUAUCGACGAGACCAGCAGCGAGGUCCUAGACGAGCUUUACCGGGUGUCCAAAGAGUUCACGCACAGCCGGCCCAAGGCACAACGGGUGAUGAAGGACCUAAUCAAGGUGGCUGUCAAGGUGGCCGUGCUGCACCGCAGUGGCUGCUUUGCUCCCGGGGAGCUGGCUCUGGCUACACGGUUUCGCCAGAAGCUACGGCAGGGCGCCAUGACGGCGCUCAGCUUCGGGGAGGUGGACUUCACCUUCGAGGCUGCCGUCCUAGCGCGUCUGCUCAUCGAGUGUCGGGACAUUCUGCUGCAGCUGGUGGAGCAUCACCUCACGCCCAAGUCACAUGACCGCAUCAGACACGUGUUCGAUCACUAUGCUGACCCUGACCUGCUCGCUGCCCUCUACGGGCCUGACUUCACUCCGCACCUGGGCAAGAUCUGUGCCGGGCUCCGGAAGCUGCUGGACGAGGGCAAACUGUGA
Messenger RNA from Acomys russatus (golden spiny mouse), 779 nucleotides. RefSeq names its product TNF alpha induced protein 8 like 2 (gene Tnfaip8l2). Bases 96 to 779 code for a protein of 227 amino acids. Gene Ontology annotation, biological process: regulation of apoptotic process; negative regulation of inflammatory response; negative regulation of T cell activation. The record is from RefSeq and is a predicted model, not a curated record. Gene Ontology annotation, cellular component: cytoplasm. The transcript has a single exon. Lineage: Eukaryota; Metazoa; Chordata; Mammalia; Rodentia; Muridae.